This is a messenger RNA of Notolabrus celidotus (New Zealand spotty), 1404 nucleotides long. RefSeq names its product AVIToxin-VAR2-like. The transcript has 4 exons. The record is from RefSeq and is a predicted model, not a curated record. Bases 1 to 456 code for a protein of 151 amino acids. Lineage: Eukaryota; Metazoa; Chordata; Actinopteri; Labriformes; Labridae.
AUGGACAAAACACUGGUGACCGACAAUGUUAAGCAAAUACCUAAGAAGCAAUGUCAAAAACAAAAGAGUGCUGAAGAGACCCCCAGCAGAGUGUUUGAGAAGUUUGUGGAAACACUCGGCACCCUCCUGUUGAGUCCUGUUGUACACGUUAUCAAUAAACUGGAGUCAAGCAUCCAAUAUGACUCUGGAUCAUUGAAACUACAACAAGCCUGUGAGACGGACCCUCAGUGCAGAGAGGGGAUGUGUUGUGCUGUGAGCUUGUGGAUCCGCAGUCUACGUAUGUGCACACCAGUGGGACAGGAAGGAGACGAAUGUCACCCUCUGAGCCACCAGAUUCCUUUCUUUGGAAAAAGACUCCACCAUACUUGCCCCUGCCUGCCCAACUUGUCGUGUGUCACCGUAGAGGAGGGGAGAUCCCGGUGCCUUCCUUCAUACAACAAUCCAGACUACCUCUGAGGACCAACACAGAUACAUCUACCCCGUUUGCCACCUGAACUGUUACAACCCUGAUUCCGUUUUGUGGAUUUCUUUAUAUCUAUUUUGAAUGAAGCGGUUAUUUAAAAGUGCAUUACCAAUUCUUUUUCAGGUUAAAUAAAACUGUAUAUUCAAAAUAGAAUAUAAGUCGUGGUCUUUAAAUCAUAGUUCCCGCCUGUCAAUCAAGUCAGCUAUGCCUAUCAUAAUGAAAAACUCGUAAUCUUAAUACCUUGGAAAUUCCAGCAUUAGAAAGAAAUUAACCCCCCAUACAGUGUGUGCCGAAAUGAGCUAUCCAAACUACACCAGUUUUUUGUGGCAGGCUGUAAACAUGUUUAUUUCUGCUGUAAAGAUUGGCUUUUUUGAAUUGGUGUAUAUGUGGUUUCCAGUACUUCCGGAGCCAGCCUCAAGCGGACACUUGAACUGCAGUUUUUAACACUUACGCAUUGGCAUCAAUUCUCGCGACUGGAUGUUGCCGCUUGGUUGUAACGCCACAGGGAAUUGAAGGAAGAGGCAAAAUGUACCUUUUACAAAUACUGUUGACAUCAGCUGUCAAAUGUGUCCCCAUUAAGUGGUUAAAACUUGAGACCCCCAUCACUCAGUUUGUGGACUGAGAAGAUUUCUGAAAUGUAUUUGAUGGAUAAGAUAACAUAUUCUGUAAGACUGCAGAGGCAUGUGUUUGUUGGAAGGUGGACCACUGCCAUGACUGUGUUGGUGAAGUACAGUGCCUUUUUUUAUUUCAUUUAUUUAUAUUUUUCUCUUUCUUCUUUCUUCUAUUAUUUCUGUAUGUUUGUAUUAUUUACUCUUACUUUUAACUAGAUAGCAACAGAUACAGUAAAGAUGAAUAAAUGAUUGUUUAAGUUGCCUAAACCAAAAUAAAAAGAUUGUAUGAGAAAUGGAAACCAGACAUUGACAACCAAGUGUCUGAGGUGA